Pantherophis guttatus is the source of this 1645-nucleotide messenger RNA. NCBI's taxonomy places the organism in Eukaryota, Metazoa, Chordata, Lepidosauria, Squamata, Colubridae. The record is from RefSeq and is a predicted model, not a curated record.
AAAGCUACAGUAUCUACAAUGCUGUUUAUUCUGUGGCUCAUGCUUUGCAGGAUCUAUACAUGUUGAGGUUCAAUAGGAAGACAACUACGAUGCGUAAAAAAACUGAUCUUCCAAAUCUGCAGGCUUGGCAGCUCCAUUCAUUUCUUCAAGGCAUUUCUUUUAACAAUUCAGCUGGGGAGAGAGUGUUCCUGAAUGAGAAAGGGGAAGCAACAGGUGGAUUUGACAUCACCAACUUGAUCACUUUUCCAAACAGAUCCUUUCAGAGAGUCAAAGUUGGAAAGAUGGAUCUCAAGGCACCAAAGGGGAAAGAAUUACUCAUUGAUGAAGAUGUGAUUGUCUGGCACAUAGUUUUUAACCAGGUUCUCCCACUUUCCAGAUGUAAUGACCCUUGUUUCCCUGGAUCCUGGAAGAAAAGGAUUGAGGGAAAUCAAUUCUGCUGCUUUGACUGUGUUCCAUGCCCAGAAGGGAAGAUUUCAAACCAAAAUGAUAUGGAUGACUGUUUUGAAUGUUCAGAAGAUCAUUAUCCAAAUGAAGAAAACAAUGGAUGUAUCCUGAAACCGGUGGUGUUCCUAACUUUUGAAGAAACCUUAGGAAUUGGUUUGGCCUCAGUUGCUCUUUGUUUCUUAUUCUUGACAGCUUGGGUACUUGGAACUUUUAUACAGCACAGGGAUACUCCCAUUGUCAAAGCCAACAACCGGUCCCUCACCUACACCUUGCUUGUCUCUCUUCAGCUCUGUUUUCUCUCCCCUUUCCUCUUCCUCAGCCAACCUGGCAAGGUGACCUGCCUUCUCAGACAAUCAAUGUUUGGUGUCACUUUCUCAGUGGCCAUUUCUAAUGUACUGGCCAAAACCAUCACUGUGGUUGUGGCAUUCAAGGCCACUAAACCAGGAUCUCAGAUGAGGAGAUGGGUGGGGAAAAGAUUGGCUCUUUCUACUGUCCUUUCCUGCUCUCUCUUACAAGUAUGUAUUUGUAUUCUUUGGUUGUCAACAUCUCCCCCAUUCCCUGAAUUGGACAUGCACUCAGAGUUCCAAGAAAUGAUUUUACAAUGCAAUGAGGGUUCAGCUUUCUUCUUCUAUUGUGUCUUGGGCUACAUGGGUAUCUUGGCCAUUGCCAGCUUUAUUGUGGCUUUCCUUGCCCGUAAAUUACCCGACAGCUUUAAUGAAGCCAAAUUCAUCACCUUUAGCAUGUUAGCCUUUUGCAGUGUGUGGAUCUCCUUCUUUCCAGCCUACCUGAGCACAAAAGGAAAAGCCAUGGUAGUUGUGGAGGUCUUCUCCAUCUUGUCCUCCAGUGCUGCUUUACUGGGAUGCAUAUUCCUGCCAAAGUGCUUCGUCAUUGUUUUCAGGCCUGAUCUAAACCAAAGGGAACAACUGACAAAGAGAAAUUAGUACCCCAUGUGAUCUUCCUUGAUCGAAGAAAUUGUUGAGAAAAAAAAGAAGAGAAAGAUUGCUUGUUGUCUACAGGGAGUAUAAAAAAAUUCUUUCAAAAGAGGAUUUAUGGACGAUUAUUCUUAACACUGAUGUUUAUUAUAGUUGCCGAUUCCAAGAGAAGUACUUGGGUGCUUCAUUUUCAACCAUUUCCCAGGUUGUUGAAUAUAACACUUUGUCCCUUUCAACACUCUAUUUCAGCAGUGUCAAACUUGAUUUCA